Pseudocercospora fijiensis CIRAD86 is the source of this 2953-nucleotide messenger RNA. RefSeq lists its product as uncharacterized. Bases 150 to 2531 code for a protein of 793 amino acids. The transcript has 2 exons. NCBI's taxonomy places the organism in Eukaryota, Fungi, Ascomycota, Dothideomycetes, Mycosphaerellales, Mycosphaerellaceae. The record is from RefSeq and is a predicted model, not a curated record.
CGUUACACUCGCUAUUUUUCCUAUUUGGUGGUGCGGAAUUCCAUACGACGCGCAAAAGGUGGUUGGUCGGAGCAUUUUGGGCAGAUUUGGGAGAGGGCCUUGAAGGAGGCUGUGCAGGCCAAACUGGCCGGCAGCAACAGCACGACGACAUGAUGGAUAAUCGGAGAUCACUGCUGGACGACGAUGCGACACCGACACAGGAGCGCGCAAACGUAUUUAGCGACGAGUUCGAGAUCGACGACGAGGUUGACUACUUCGUUGCCGACGGCUUCAAUGCCGCCGCAGAGGGGGUCUCCCACAACCGCCAAGGCUCUGUAGAUGAGCCCAUUCGAAGUGUAUCCGCACAUUUCGCAACAAACCCGGUAUCGCCCAUACCGCCAGCGAUGGCGAGUGGGCCUUCGAGGAGUUCGAUACGGAAAUCGCGGUCGCAAGCAAAUCCCUUUGCAAGUCCGGACGACGAUGAGCCUGCGUCACCUGGUGGACGGCAUCAUAGUCUCGAGUUCGAACCAGAUGGCGCCGUGCGGCGAUCCGUCUCAUCGGCAUCAUCUUCACAGUUUGCGCCCACGAAUACACCACGAUUUGGCGCGGGACCGAGUCAUCCGUAUGGCAUUUAUCCGCAGGGCACAGCGGCGCGCACACCAAGCCUGGCGACACAGUCUACGAUACGGCCCAAUGCGCGACAGUCAUACUCGCAGAAUCGUCCUGCCCACCCGUAUGCCAUGUACCCGCAAGGCGUAGACGAUGACAUGGACGACGAAGAUGACGAUAUUGCCCUACACAACCAGAAUCCUGUCGUGCCUGUUGGGUUCCCUGGUCUUGGCCAGAAUUACACGCGGCGGAUAGGACCAGAUGGUGAGGAUCAAGACUUAAUAGGUGAAGAUGGACAUACAGAACAACUACCGCCAUACAGUCGAUAUCCUGAGGAUGGUCCCGAGAAGAUGCCUCUGCUGCCUAUGGCGUUGCAUAGCAGAGCGCCUGUGGCCGGCACUGAUCCUGGAAUGCCAUUAAUGCACACCACGCUAGAGCCGUCACCCACACCGCAGCCACAGUCGAUGACAGAUGAGUCUGCAUUAGAAAGACAACACACACGCAUGUCACGCAUAUCGGGACAAGCCCUUAUCAACUCAGGCUCGUCAGAUAGCACGAGCAUGACGAAAAAGUCGUGGAAGGAGAAGACAUGGAAGGAGAAGAGAAAAACGCCCUUCUGCGGUAUACCAUUCUGGGUGAUACUGCUCGGCAUCUCUGUGAUAGUAUUCAUCAGUGCUGUCCUUGGAGGUGUAAUUGGCGGAUUCGUUGCUGGUGGGAAACAUGCCCGUGAUAAAAACCCCACCAUCACGGUCGUAACGUCGUUGUACGAUGCUAGCCUAAUCGCCUCACCGACGUCCGGCGCUCCACCGACUGGCACGUUUGGACUGACUCUGGGCGCGCCUCAGGAGACUCAACAUGACUGCCUGCCUCACCACAAUCAGCAACCCGCAUGGAGCUGCGACCUGUCACCUAACUCAGCUUUAGGUAUCGUCAUCGGCCUGCCUCAGGAUGGACCAGAUCUGGGUGCUCAGGUAUUUGAUGCCUCAUAUGAUAAGACGAUUGCAUAUGGCGCACAGCUUUCCAGCAUGAACACAAGCUUCUCCAAAUUUUUGACAGUUCAGGACAAUGAUGCACCCGCGAACGGCCCUGCAUUCUACUUCCAGCAAUUCUACAACAAGGUCGUCGUCGUUCCAGAGAAUCUUAUCGCGCUAGACAAUGACAAGAAAUCGAAACGAGGCUGGUUUGUGCCUCCACCCAAUUGGGCGGUGCCGAAGGAAUUUCGUGCUAGGAAGCAACUUGCCAGUCCUGGUGAGAAACCUUGGUUCUGCGUUUGGAAUGGCACAUUCCUGGAAGGCUUCAUCUAUGUGACACAAACAUAUACGCCGCCAGCGUCGACGACCACGGCAAUCAACUCUUCAUCCACGGCACCACCGCCAGGAUCGUCAGGUCCACCGCCGACAUCUGCCAAUACCACACCAGUAUCUGGCGCGCCUACACCAACGCCAACAGUCUCACCCACGCAGCCCACGGACUUGGUCACAAAAACCAUGUCCUUCCCAUGGACUACUGCCACCGUCACUGCGCCAGCAUCCCAGCUUGACGGCUACAGAAGCAGGUUCAGCGCUGAAGCACAGAAGCAGAAAGAGUUUGCGGGUGGGGGUGACCAUCGAAAACGCGCAUCAGACAUUGCUCCACAUGAUCUUUGGAGUCAAUUGGAUGUGUUCCCAUAUCUCUUCAAGCUUGAAGAAAGGAGGUUACCUAAUAACCCAAUCACUCCAUACUGUCAGCAAUACCAAAUACUGGACAAUGGACAUGCGAACUGGGUCGGCGAUGACAAUGGAGAACCGAUCAUCAUCGACCUAGAAGAGGACGAUCCGAACUUCUCCGCUUACGAGAGCGCUGGCAUUGCCUCGACGAACUCUAAGAGAGGUAUCGCCGGGAGCUGCCACUGCCAAUGGAUGAGCGGCGUAGACGAGGACGACCCAACCAAGCGAAGGCGAUGACACUCGAACUCACCUUCCCCAUAACGACUUACAUGCCGGCGUUUGCAAUUUUAUUCUCUUUAUUCAGAUCUUGACACGAUCGCACAGCACUGGCCGGAGCUUUUUCACUUUUUCUUGUUGGUUUCUUGCAAGACCGAAUACAGGAGUUGGGAGUCAGACUAGGACAUAUUGGCAUGGACAAACGCAGAGUGCGACAUGGGAAUGAGCGAUGGAGCUGGUGUUCUUUUUGUUGUUUUGUUCUGGAACUCGACUGCUGACGAAAAGCGGAGUUUUUGUUGCGUGUGUUUGAUAGUGAGUGACUCGUGAGUGAGACCACACGUACCGUAUACUCUGGACGUGGACUGGCAUAUCUUGGCGCGCAUGUAGCGAGUUCCGAGAAAGAGCUUUGAUGAGCAUACAAUUAUGCUAUACCUUGUGAGGUU